AUUAACAUGAACUACAACUAGUAACUUGCUCUUUAACUUUUCCAAGAUAAAAAUGGAGGAAGAAUGGGAUCAAAAUGAAGGAGAAGGUGAAGAGUGGGAAGACGAGGUAAAACAAGAACAGAUAGAAGAUGCACAUUGGAACAAGGAAGACUUUGCAGAAGAAAGCGUCGGCACAACGUACAGUGGAACUUACACUGGUGUGGAACCGGACAGGAAGGAAUGGGAACGACCACCUGUUGGGUCGGUUACUGGUGAAGCUCCUGGUGAAGCUGUAGAGGCUCCUCCUAAGGUCGUCAUAGAAGAUCUGGAGUAUUCUGGAAGAGUUUCUAGAAGACCGGUGCAGGGCAAGUUCGAGCGAGAAGAUUACCAAAUGGGAUUGCGCAAACCAAACUUAGGGGAGAUAAUGUCGACGAACGUCGGGUUUGGACAGUCGCUGAAGAGGAUGGUGAGAGAGGCUUGGGGUGCGGCCAAGCCGGACGGACGAGCGACCCUGAGGUCCCCUUGCAACAAGGUGCGGUUUACCCAGACUGGCUCCCUUCACUGCACCACCACUGCGGAGUGCAUGCAGGAGUGUAGGAACCUACAGAAGUACUAUAUGGAUCUGGGCUUUCCCGACAUACCUUACAAUUUCCUGAUCGGUGGUGAUGGUGUGGUCUACCACGCCAGAGGAUGGAUGAAGCAAGCGGACCGAUCACCAGCCUUUCACAGGCUGAAGAAGAACUGUGUGGACGUCGCUUACAUGGGCCAGUUUGUUGAUAAGAAGAUCCCGUAUGAAAUGCUGUCGGCAGCUGCAGAUUUUCUCAAGUACGGACUCAAAGUAUCGCGACUGACGCCCUUCUUCCAAUCUUUUACUUAUCUAAGUGACUUUAAAAGAAGUUGAAAAGAUAUAAAACAUCAAAAUAAUAACGAAGCCUUGUUAUUUCCAUGUUUUUUAACAAUUAUAGUACGAUUAUAAAGCUAUGUUUAAAGUGAUAAUUGAUUAAUAUAUUACGUUGCAUCUGAAAUUAAUAUAAAAGUUUCGCUAAUUUGAUGCUAUAGUUUUACUUUCAUUUAGGCCUAAAAUCUAAAGCGUGUUGGUCAUUUAUAUUUUCAGUUAC
Messenger RNA from Macrosteles quadrilineatus (aster leafhopper), 1097 nucleotides. RefSeq names its product peptidoglycan recognition protein 3-like. Gene Ontology annotation, biological process: peptidoglycan catabolic process. NCBI's taxonomy places the organism in Eukaryota, Metazoa, Arthropoda, Insecta, Hemiptera, Cicadellidae. The record is from RefSeq and is a predicted model, not a curated record. The transcript has 4 exons. Gene Ontology annotation, molecular function: zinc ion binding; N-acetylmuramoyl-L-alanine amidase activity. Bases 53 to 880 code for a protein of 275 amino acids.